UCAAUUAUUCUCUGUCUCUCUCCCUUUUCUGCAAUCUUCAUCAACUAUAGGGGAUCCAUUACUGAACAAUAACAGCCAAAUACAUACCAUUAUUUCGUUAUUUCUUCAUAUCUUUCUAUCUUUUUCUUUCUUCGAAGCUUCCUCUUUUGUGGCCCUGUGAUGGUAGCCUAGGCCCACUUUCCCCUAAAUAUACCUUGCCUUUCAAGUACUCCUUUCUUUCUUCAUAUUCCAUCUCUCUCUCUCUCUCUCUCUCUCUCUCUCUCCAUUGUCAAGGAGCAUGCCUGAAUGUCCACAGCAAGGUAAGGAGCAGAGAGAAAGAAUCUUCUCCAGAAAUAAGAAGAGUCCAAACCCUAAGUCUAUGAUCUACUUUACGGGGAGAGGGCUGAUGAAGUAGGCAAGAAUAUCAAGAGAGAACCCGAUGUUCCCGAUCGCAUGGCACGCCGUCACCUGCUAGGUCCGGUGGGAAACUUAAACACCAUCACUCCAUGCGCCGCUUGCAAGCUCUUGAGGCGGCGAUGCGCCCAAGAAUGCCCUUUCUCUCCUUAUUUCUCCCCUCAUGAGCCCCAAAAGUUUGCUUCAGUUCAUAAAGUCUUUGGUGCAAGCAACGUCUCCAAGAUGCUAAUGGAGGUUCCCGAGAGCCAGCGGGCCGACGCGGCCAACAGCCUUGUCUAUGAAGCGAAUGUGAGGCUGAGGGACCCUGUCUAUGGGUGCAUGGGGGCGAUCUCGGCGUUACAACAGCAGGUUCAGGCCUUGGAGGCUGAGCUCGCAGCGGUGAGAGCUGAGAUAUUGAAGUACAAGUACAGGUCUGCUGGUGCUACCGUCCUCCCCACAUCUCAUGCUGCUGCCCUUCUAGCCUCCUCCGGGGAGGUCUCAUUUGGUGCAUCGCUGCCGCCCAUCACAACUCCAACAGCCCCUCCUGCAGCUCCUGCUUCGUCUUCCUCCUCUAUGUACACCGCUGCAUCGAGCUCCACCGACUAUAGCUCCACCACAAACGAAAAUGUCCCAUACUUCGGCUAAAGACUUCGAUUUUAUUUAGUCACGAACCAUCCGGAAUAAACGAAGAAGGAAAUAUUGGUUGGCUCGAGGACUGCCUUUUGGAUCUCAGACUUGGUUGAUGGUUGGAAGCUCAUGCUCAUCUCCUAGAACUUGUUAAACUAUGCCUCUGAUUAUCUCCCAUGCCGCAGCUUUCUUCCAGUGUUUCUCUUUCUUUUUCUUUUUCUCUUUUCCCCCACUAGAAUGAGAUCUUUCCAUCUCUCAUGGUUCAUGGACAUAA
This is a messenger RNA of Phoenix dactylifera (date palm), 1273 nucleotides long. RefSeq names its product LOB domain-containing protein 15 (gene LBD15). The record is from RefSeq and is a predicted model, not a curated record. Lineage: Eukaryota; Viridiplantae; Streptophyta; Magnoliopsida; Arecales; Arecaceae.